AUGGAUCGAAUUAAACUAAUUGAUGAAGAGCUUGCUCUUUUUCAGACGCAUGCUGCGGAAGAGGUAAGUUACGGUAUAUCGCACACAAUCACUUCAGCGAAUCUAGCUUCCAGCAGAAUAGUGGGCCUGGAGACAUUGAUCCAUGAAAAGCGGUUUUUGUUAUGUAUGAAUGACGCUGUGUAUAUAAUUGAAGAUAGUGAAGCGAUUGCCCAUCUCUCUUUCAAUGAAAGACAUAUCUGUUGCUGCGCUUACAUUUCUCUCAAGGUACUUAGCGGACAAACAAUACAUGUAUUCUUCAUGGAUAAUAACACGAUAGAACUGCAUGAAAUAAUUGAUAAAGAGAUUAUUUGUUUGGAGAAGCUAGCUUUUCCAAAAGAUAUCCGAUUUAAGAAAGGAACGGGUCAAAUCUUUUUGGCGAACACAGGCACAAUAAUUUAUUUUACUCUUGAUCAUCAUAAUGUUUUCGCAUGGAAUGUUAGCGAUAUUCUUAUGAAACAAAGAAUUGCCAAUUUCAAAAAGGUCUAUUCAGUUUAUGAUGAUGAACUCCUGUUCUUUGCAUUUCUAAAAGAAAGAACUUCUAUAUUGACUGUGGCUAGAUGUGCAUUUAAUGGCAUGAUUGCUAUAGAGCGAGCCAGUAUGACAAACGGAACGUAUCUAGGCACUAGCAGAAGUAUGACGGGUUCUCAAUUUGAUUGCAAUUAUCUGUAUAAACAAGUCAACGAUGAAUUGAUUGUUUUGUUGUCAACAGAGCAUACGAUACUAUUCACAGCUGCUAAGGAUCUUACUAAAUUCACUAACAACGGAUUGCCACACGAAAUUUUGGUCUAUUUACAUUGUGUUUUCGAAAGCUCGGAUAGAAUAUUACUGGAAGCUUGCCUUGCUUCGGGACGAAUCUUCCAAGCCCAAUGCUCAGCAAUUCCAAAGCAAAAUGACCAAGUAAUAUGGACCGGGGGCAAAUCAUUGAGCCGUGUUCGUAACGAAAAGUUCAAGUUUAUAACUCGUUUACAUAACGAGGUAUAUCUGACUGCUUCCGACACCAAAGGUAUUUCAGUGCAUUAUUUGCGCGAGAACUAUAGGCGUAAAGUCCAGCACUGUUCGUACUCUGAAGAAAUGUACUUUGAUUCAGCGAUUCUUCCCUCAAAAGACGAAGAGACAGAGUACAGAAUUUUUUGUGGUGCUUAUAACAGACAUCAUGGUUUUUUAAAGUGGCGAAGGACUCGACGUAAUGAUCUACCGGUGAGAGUUCUUUGGUCCAGAAAACUAAAGUAUGUACCGGUCUCUAACGUGUGGCUUUCUGAAGGAGUCCUAGUAUAUGAAAGUUUUGGACAACUCUAUGAUGUCCAUUCUGAUGCGAAGAUCUGUGAGUUUUCUGACGGUAUAUGGAUCACCAAAGGCGGUGUAACCGUUACGGAUGUUGAAUGUGAUAUUCUAUCGAUUGGUACUUUACUUGGCCCUGUAAUAAUGAAGAAUGAGACACUUGUUCAACUGAAGAAAUGCGGAAAACUAGAGAUAAUGAAUUACAGUAAAGAACGGACCGAAUGUUUGUUUCAAUGUGAGCUCGCAGAUCAAAUUCACAGCACCUCCGUUGCUGCUGCUUAUUCUUCUGAUAAUAGCGAAUUUCAUAUUUUGAUUUCUCAAGGAUAUGACUACUUGAGUUUCUUUCAUAACAAGAAUUGCAUUCGCAAAGUACAGGUUUCCAGAGGAUUUCACGUUUCUGAUCUGUUGAUCAAACGUGUUCUAUCGAAAUUGUAUUAUAUUGCGACCAGUACAGCAGGAGGUUGUUUAGUGUAUACUGCCGACUCUGCCAAACCAAUUUUAGAAAUUAAAGGUAAUGGGAGUGCAAAAUCCCAUAUUUUUGACAUUGGUUCGGAAGCCACAUAUAUCCUGAUUUACAGCUCUUCUGAUCAGAAAAUUGUCGAUCUUGCUCAGAAGGCAUAUCGAAAAAUUGAUCUACCUGUUAGGCCAUACCAGAUCAUUCGUAAUUAUGAUGAGAAAGACCAAGAAAGUUCAUUUUAUAUUUUAGACUACGAUUGGUGCUUGAGCUUGAUAUCUUGUGACAUUUCGCAAGUAGCGCAUGUACAGAAACUCGAAAAUAUGGAUGAAACAAGAGUUUUAGAUAUAGGUGGGUUUAUACCGCUGCAAAUUUUGACAAUGAAUAUAAAAGAUCAAGCGUUAGUCGUUAUGACAAAGUCACCAAAAACAAAUAUUUCAAUUUUAGAUUUUGAUUCUAUGAAAGUUGUUGGGAACUGCACACUUGGGACGAACUGCAGAAAUAUAAUACUAAGAGCUCUCUGGAAUGAUGCCUGCGAAGUAGAAUCAUACAUUGAUUUUAUCAUGCAGAAAACUGUCUUGGUCUAUUUCAUCAAGGAAAACGUAGCACACUUUAAGAUUAUUCGCAUACAAAAAAAUGUUUUUGUAUCACAACAAGAUUAUGAGUUACCAUGUCGAGCUUUAUUUAUCAAGGUUGAUCACGAGAAGAACCAGGUUCAUUUUGAUGGAUCAAGCAAACAGGUUUACAAUAUAUUUUACGACUCGAGUGCAGAUAGAGUAUCACUAAAGCUAUCACCUAAUACACAAGAGACAGCAGCACCAUAUCAUGGCGGAGCGGUAAAAAGUGCUUACAAGGAGAUCGAGGGAAACUUUUUUCAGGAGACGCCGUCUCAUGAGAGGCAGACACAUGUCACAGCGUGUGCUAUCAUGAGAAGUUUUUUCACUUCCGGGUAUAGAAACAAUGUUCCAAGGGCAUACGAUGCAUUAAUAGAUUAUCGCAAUUGUGUUAGCCUAUACCGCAUCUUCCGAGGCGUUCUCCAAGGUGAAGAUAGAACAUCUUUCAUUGGCCGAUUCAACAUAAACUCGAAAGUAACUAAUAUUUCACCGGUUCCGUACAGUUCAAAAGAAGCACACUCAACGCAUUCGAGAUUGGAGAGCGGACCUAGACGCACACCGCUUUUCGUCGUUACUUGCGCAGACGGCACGAUUUUCACUCUCACUGAGGUGGUAAAAGGCAGGUCGCACAUGUACAAUGAAGAUUAA
This is a messenger RNA of Zygotorulaspora mrakii, 3033 nucleotides long. RefSeq lists its product as uncharacterized. The coding region runs from base 1 to 3033 and encodes 1010 amino acids. NCBI's taxonomy places the organism in Eukaryota, Fungi, Ascomycota, Saccharomycetes, Saccharomycetales, Saccharomycetaceae. The transcript has a single exon. The record is from RefSeq and is a predicted model, not a curated record.